Molecule: messenger RNA, 1667 nt
Organism: Xenopus tropicalis (tropical clawed frog)
Lineage: Eukaryota; Metazoa; Chordata; Amphibia; Anura; Pipidae
Gene: chmp2a
Product: charged multivesicular body protein 2A
Exons: 6
Coding region: 86-748 (220 amino acids)
Biological process (GO): vacuolar transport
Cellular component (GO): cytoplasm; late endosome membrane
Source: RefSeq, marked provisional
CUGACGUCACGGACUGGACAAACAGGAAGUGAGAGAGAAACAGAGACUGCUAGUUACUAACGAGAGCAGACCUUAGCAAGCAAAUAUGGAGUUCCUGUUUGGACGACGCAAGACCCCAGAAGAGAUGCUGAGGCAAAAUCAGCGAGCUCUCAACAAGGCUAUGAGAGAAAUGGAUCGGGAGAGACAGAAACUAGAGCAACAAGAGAAGAAAAUAAUUGCGGAUAUUAAAAAAAUGGCAAAACAAGGACAAAUGGAUGCAGUGAAAAUCAUGGCAAAAGAUCUCGUACGCACUCGUCGUUAUGUAAAGAAAUUUAUCAUGAUGCGGGCAAACAUCCAGGCGGUUUCACUUAAAAUUCAAACACUAAAGUCCAACAAUUCUAUGGCUCAAGCUAUGAAAGGAGUAACGAAAGCCAUGGCCACAAUGAACAGACAGCUAAAGCUUCCCCAGAUACAGAAAAUAAUGAUGGAGUUUGAAAAGCAAUCAGAAAUUAUGGACAUGAAAGAAGAAAUGAUGAAUGAUGCCAUUGAUGAUGCCAUGGGUGAUGAAGAUGAUGAGGAGGAAAGCGAUGCUGUUGUAUCUCAGGUCCUGGAUGAGCUGGGCUUAACUCUGACCGAUGAGCUGUCUAACCUCCCAUCAACAGGGGGCUCCCUCAGUGUGGCUGGAGCAAAGAAAGGCGAACCCUCAGCGGCCUUGGCCGAUGCAGAUGCAGAUUUAGAAGAGCGGCUGAACAACCUGCGACGGGACUAAUGACUGGAAGCCUGUGACUCACGGACUCUUGAGUUUCUUAUUUUUAUCUUUCUUCUGUGUUUGCGUGAGGAUAUAGGUUAAAUGGCAAGCAAAUUGCCAUUUUCCCUGCAGGUGAGAAUCAAACCCAAUAAAUUGCUCACUGUGGCAACUUUUUUCAAGUUAUGUUCAAGUAUCUGUUAUGUGAGCAGACUGUUUUGAAUCGUUUCUUGUGUUCCCAGACUUAACUUGCACAUAGGGAAAUGCUGAGGGUCUUUCCCUUGCCGAAAAAAAACCAAAGGAUGUAAUUCCCUGUUGUGUUACAAAAUGAUAAGGAGUUACAGGGGAAGAAACAGUUGUUUUUAGUAAUACAAAUCCCUUGAUCUUCUUUAAAGGAGAACUAUAUAAGCAGGGCAGGAAUGUUGUACAUUAUGUUUUAUUCUUCUGUACCAGCCCAAGGCAACCACAGCCCUUUAGCAGGGAAGAUCUGUGCCCCCCGAAGCCCCCAUCUUCUUUUCUGCUGAUUCACUUCACAUGCUCUGUGCUGCUGUCACUUACGUGAGCUUAGGGACCGACUCACAAUAUACUGUAUAUGCAUAAUUUAAAUAUAAGACUAAUUUGUAAAUAAUACAGAUUAUUAGUGCAGUGGCAGCUCUGAAAUGUAAUAAUCAGUCCUGUAGCAUCACCCUCUAUGACAAUACUCCUAACAAAUUCCAGUAUGGUGCCCUCCUGUGACACCUUUGAAGGUCUCAGUCUUUACUACUACAGAGAUGCUGGUUCAAUAAGUUCAGCAUAUAAAAGAUAUGUUAAUUUUUAAGGUUCAGUUCUCCUUUAAAAAAGGUUGCACAAUUUUCUCUUUCCCAGUUAGAUAUAUGUAUGGGGUGUAUAUUAUUUGAAUGAAUGUAUAAAGUUCAUUUUAUUCUAAUAAAGCAUAUCAUACCUU